Molecule: messenger RNA, 1093 nt
Organism: Saccoglossus kowalevskii
Lineage: Eukaryota; Metazoa; Hemichordata; Enteropneusta; Harrimaniidae
Product: M-phase phosphoprotein 6-like
Biological process (GO): maturation of 5.8S rRNA
Source: RefSeq, a predicted model, not a curated record
CAUGGCAGCAGGCAUGGGAGAAGGUGUCCACAGCGAACGUGAGAGCGGAAGAGCACAUUUGUCAAAACAUCUCAUGCAGAUGAAGUUCAUGCAAAGACGUCAAGAUAAUGAAAAUAAAGUAGAAUUUGAAGAGUCUCAACAAAGAAGAAUAGAUGAAACACAUUGGGUUAUCGAUGUUCCCGAGCUUACUGCUAAACAGAACAGAUACUCGUUAGAACCAAGCCAUAUUGCCUGUGAAUGUCUCAAAUUUGGUAGAAUGUCUUUUAAAGGUUUCAACCCAGCAAUAGAGAAAAUUAUGAAAACUUAUGAUACAGAACAGGAACUAGAAUUAGCCGAAGAAAGAGAAAAAGAAAUUGCAGUGUCCGAUGAUGAAAUGGCAAAAAGAUACGACUCGUUAAUUGGCACAGUGGGUAAGAAAUUUGUCAAGAAAAGACAUCGAUCAUCUGCCGAUAACGAGGUAGAAGCCAAGAAAAGUAAAUUGGGUUUUUUAAAGCCAUCCGACGACUAGGUUUGCACCAUAGAGUGUGAUUUACGGAAGACUGUCAACUUAUUGUCGAUAAAUCAUUUUUGUAAUGCAGCUAGACUCAAUCUCAAAGGUUUUAUUAAGGCAGACCAAGUCUAGGUUAUACAUGUAUAGGACAUGUUAGUCUGCAUAUCUUUAUCCUCAGUACCCUGCUUUUACACAUUUACAGUGGUAAUGACAGAAUCUUUCUGUAUAUGUAUGUCGUCAUAUGCACACACUGUUUUCCCUAAGAUGUGUUGAUGUCAACGCAGUACUCUAUCCAGUUAUUGAGGCUUCUCAUUUUUUGUUUCCAUAACAAUCUAAUCAAUUCCAUUAGGCGGUAAACAAAAACACCCAGGAGUGGUGCAGUGUCACUACCCUGGGGAGAACACAAGCAUUUAAUCAGAGUGCUUUGAUUUGUAUUUUUAGCGGGGAAUUUAUUUUCAGCAGAUUUUCUGUUCGUUUAAUUAACCAAGUAAAAAUCAAAUAAUGGAUGUGUUUUCUCCAGUACUAUACAGAGGGGGGAGGCAAGGGGGGGUAGCUGGUACGGUUUUACGGGAAAUAAAAAGGGCUUUUCACAAUUUAUGAAGA